Menidia menidia (Atlantic silverside) is the source of this 711-nucleotide messenger RNA. Lineage: Eukaryota; Metazoa; Chordata; Actinopteri; Atheriniformes; Atherinopsidae. The record is from the annotation of a GenBank genome assembly.
AUGAACCCCGGUCUGCCCUUCACCUCCUCCCCUGAUGGCCCCCCUUCCCAGAAUCCUUUGUCCCUGAUGAUGUCACAGAUGUCCAAGUACGCCGUUCCCAGCUCCACCCCCCUCUACCACGACGCCAUCAAAACCAUCGCCACCUCCGAUGAUGAAAUGCUCCCCGAUCGGCCGCUCCUGUCUGGAUUAGUUUUUCUCCUUAAACUCGUCCUGACUCGUGACGGCUCCCCCCCGGAGUGCGACCUGUUCCGGUUCGGGCGUCUGGCCCACGACUGGCUUCUGGCGCGGAGGCUGCUCCACCACGUGUGCUUCUUCUCCUGCCUGGCGGCCAUGUUGUUCUGCUACUCCGCGCUCGCCGUGCACCUUUCCGGCGGGCGCCACCGGCGCCGUGCGGGCGCCGUGCGGCUAGCGUUCCUGCUAACGGCGGCUUUCCUGGUGUGCUGGCUUCCCCACCACCUGGCGCUGCUGUUAAGGACCCUGCAGGAGCUGGGGAUCCUGCCCCAGUGGGGCUGCCCCCAGCUCAGCCGAUUGGCCCGGGCCCUGGGGGCCACCCACAUCCUGGGCCUGGCCCACUGCGGCCUCAACCCCGCCCUCUACGCCUUCCUGGGGGGGCGCUUCCGCCGGGAGCUGCUGGGGCUGCUGGGACGGAUUUGGGGGGUCCGGAGGGCUUCAACCUCAGCAACCAGGACCUCCCACAGCACCCUGCGCUAA